Molecule: messenger RNA, 1251 nt
Organism: Neospora caninum
Lineage: Eukaryota; Apicomplexa; Conoidasida; Eucoccidiorida; Sarcocystidae
Product: putative 26S protease regulatory subunit 6b
Exons: 10
Coding region: 1-1251 (416 amino acids)
Biological process (GO): proteasome-mediated ubiquitin-dependent protein catabolic process
Cellular component (GO): proteasome regulatory particle, base subcomplex
Molecular function (GO): ATP hydrolysis activity; ATP binding; proteasome-activating activity
Source: RefSeq, a predicted model, not a curated record
AUGAGCUCGGCAACCGUGCUCCAGCGCCCUCCAGAGGCGUCUCCGUCCUCCGCGGAGUUGGCGGCAGGCGAAUCUGCCCAACACAGUCGCGACCUGUACGCGCAGCUGAAGGCUCUCCAGAAGAGACUCGAAUUCCUAAACAUCCAGGAAGAAUAUAUCAAAGACGAACAGAAGAACCUGAAGCGAGAAUUCUACCGCGCGCGAGAGGAGCUGAAACGCAUACAGAGCGUUCCUCUCGUUAUUGGGCAGUUCAUGGAACUUAUCAACGCCAAUGAAGGCAUCGUCGCCAGCACUGCCGGAAGCAGCUACGUCGUCCGUAUUCUCUCGACCCUCAACAGGCAAGAAAGACGCAUAGAGCUCCUCAAGACAGGAUGCAGCGUCGCCCUUCACCGCCACUCUCACUCGGUUGUCGACAUUCUGCCUCCGGAGGCCGACUCCACGAUCCAGACGCUUCAAAUGCAAGAAAAACCCGAUGUCACGUAUUCGGAUAUCGGAGGCAUGGACAUCCAGAAGCAAGAAAUCCGCGAAGCUGUGGAGCUGCCUUUGACGUGUCCGGAGCUCUACCAGCAAAUUGGCAUUGACCCGCCCACUGGUGUCCUUCUCUAUGGACCUCCAGGAACAGGCAAAACCAUGCUAGCCAAGGCUGUGGCCAACAACACAACUGCGACGUUCAUUCGCGUUGUCGGCAGCGAAUUCGUGCAAAAAUAUUUAGGAGAGGGUCCGCGCAUGGUUCGCGACGUCUUCAGAUUGGCGCGCGAGAAUUCCCCUGCGAUCGUCUUCAUCGAUGAAGUCGACGCCAUUGCAACCAAGCGCUUCGAUGCUCAGACAGGAGCCGAUCGUGAAGUGCAGCGCAUCCUUCUGGAGCUUCUCAAUCAAAUGGACGGCUUCGAUCAAACCACUACAGUCAAGGUGAUUAUGGCGACAAACCGCGCUGACACUCUGGACCCGGCUCUCCUGCGUCCUGGACGCCUGGACCGAAAAAUCGAAUUUCCUCUACCGGACAGGCGCCAACGGCGUUUAAUUUUUCAAACGAUCACAGCCAAGAUGAAUCUCUCUGAUGAGGUCGAUCUCGAAGACUACGUGUCGAGACCGGAGAAGGUGUCGGCAGCUGAUAUCGCGGCGAUCUGCCAGGAGGCGGGUAUGCAAGCUGUGCGGAAGAACCGAUACGUCAUUCUGCCGAAGGAUUUCGAGAAGGGCUGGAAGGCGCACGUGCGCAAGCACGAACGCGACUUCGACUUUUAUAGCUUCUAA